Molecule: messenger RNA, 1633 nt
Organism: Candoia aspera
Lineage: Eukaryota; Metazoa; Chordata; Lepidosauria; Squamata; Candoiidae
Gene: SLC25A10
Product: solute carrier family 25 member 10
Exons: 11
Coding region: 60-920 (286 amino acids)
Biological process (GO): malate transmembrane transport; thiosulfate transport; phosphate ion transmembrane transport
Molecular function (GO): oxaloacetate transmembrane transporter activity; succinate transmembrane transporter activity; antiporter activity
Source: RefSeq, a predicted model, not a curated record
GGAGACCGGAUCCCUGAGGCUGAGGGGUGGGAUCGGCGAAGAGACGUAUCGCCGGCAGGAUGGUGGAGAAGCGCGUGUCCCGCUGGUACUUCGGCGGCCUGGCCUCUUGCGGGGCAGCAUGCUGCACUCACCCGCUGGAUUUGCUCAAGGUCCAUCUGCAAACUCAGCAGGAAGUGAAGCUACGCAUGACGGGGAUGGCGCUACGUGUGAUUCGCAAUGAUGGUUUUCUAGCACUGUACAAUGGGCUCAGUGCCUCACUUUGCCGACAAAUGACGUACUCUCUCACCCGCUUUGCCAUCUAUGAGACGGUGCGGGACCACUUGAACCAGGGUGCCCAGGGGCCGAUGCCCUUCUACCAGAAGGUGCUGCUAGGUGCAGUAGGAGGUUUUACUGGUGGAUUCGUGGGGACCCCGGCUGACAUGGUAAAUGUCAGGAUGCAGAAUGACAUUAAGCAGCCGGCACACCUGCGGCGCAACUACUCCCAUGCCCUGGAUGGCCUGUAUCGGGUGUUACGUGAAGAGGGUGUGAAGAAAUUGUUCUCAGGAGGAACAAUGGCAUCAAGCAGAGGAGCCUUGGUUACUGUUGGACAGCUCGCUUGCUAUGACCAGGCAAAGCAGUUGGUUCUUGGGACCAGCUUACUCGCUGACAAUAUUGUUACUCAUUUCCUGGCCAGUUUUAUUGCUGGAGGAUGUGCCACAUUCCUGUGUCAGCCCUUGGAUGUGCUAAAAACACGGCUUAUGAAUUCCCAAGGCGAAUAUCGGGGGGUCCUGCACUGUGCAGUGGAGACUGCCAAGCUCGGGCCAUUGGCUUUUUAUAAGGGCCUUGUUCCUGCUGGCAUUCGCUUGAUCCCUCAUACUGUGCUCACAUUUGUCUUCCUGGAGCAGCUACGCAAAUACUUUGGGAUCAAAGUGUUGACCUAAGGGAGAAGGGACCUGCCUCACGAGAGUAAAAAAAAAAGAUGGGGAACAGGGACUGUAGAGUCCCAGAAUGGCUGGGUGUCAUAUUCUUUCCCUCCUUGAGGUGCAGGCAAAUUUGAGGUACCCACUUCAGUGCCAGGGCACUAUAUGACAUUUCACAGAAUGCCCUUGUUUGGCAUCUGCCAGUUCAGUUAUUGCCAGCUCUUCAAUAUGGUUCGGUGCCUACUAGUGUAAUAGCCUAUUGGGAUUUUCAGUGACUAGUCCCAAUUGCCUCUCUUCUUUGCCCAUCAGUACCCAGUACCUUUUCAGUGUCAUAGGCUUGCUGAUAUCACAGCCUUCCUCAUCAACCUACAACCUGUCUGUCUCCUUGCCAUAAUAGCCAGCUUUCCAACAGUGAUGCCUGCUUUAUUUCUUACUAAUACACUUUCCUUUUGUGCCUCAUUCAGAAGGCCCCCUUUUUCUGCUCUCCUAGUUUCAUUUUUAGGACAUACCCUGCCAUCUGUCUGAGUAUCCCUUUCUCCCCAGCAGAAGGGUGUUGGCUCUUAUGUGGGAGGGAGAUUCUUCAUCACAAGUUUGGUCCCUUUCUAAAUGUUUACAAUUAGGGACUGGAAAGGGGUUCUGGUGGCUGCCAGGGGCAGCUGAUAGCAAUAUCAGGCAGGCAGAGACCUUGAUCUUACAGUGUCUCCAAUUAUUAUUCAAUAAUACAGAGAGAACAA